CUUUCCCUCUCGGUUCUUUGGACCUUGGACCAGGAAAGGAUCUCAUCGCUCUCUCGCCCGCUCGCCCCUCCGCCCCCAUCUCUGUCCCGCUUGCCCUCCCGUUCCUCUGCACUGGCGUCUUGGCCUCGCAAGCCGGCUUCACCGACCUGCCAGACCCUACAGCCCGCAUCCACCAAAUCGAGCUCGGCGCUUGACACCAGCGCCGCAAAUCAGAGCCCAGGCCCCGCGCCGACUUCAAGCCCGUCCACAGCGUCUUUGACGGACUCGAAGGAGCCCUGCGUCGCUCUGCAUCAUCGGCUCCCUCUUGCAGCGCCCUGACUCUCCCCCCUUAUCCCUCGUUGAUUCACCAUGGUCCUCGUUGUUCUCAUCUUCCUGGCCAUCCUCUGUCCUCUGCUCACGCUGUUGCUGGGACUGCACCUGGUUGCCUCCAAGGCCACCGAGUCGCCCACAAGCCCGCUCAUUCCGCUGCCGGGUCUAAUCAUGGCCACACUGGGCCAGAACGUGGGCGCACUGAUCAUCAUCACGGUGCAGCAGAUCUACGGCGAGACCAUCUUUUUUGAUGUCAUCAGCCAGGCUGCCGGCUCUUCCUCCUCGGCCAGCGCGCUGUCGCCAAACUCGGCAUGGAUCGUCAAGCUAUGCAACUUUUCGGCUGGCUGGAACUCGUUCACGGGCCUGGCCUCGUACUGCAACGCCUUCCUCCUGGGCGUGAUGCUCUACUAUGCAAGCGCCCCUCACUGCCUGUUCAAUCGAGCCCUCAUCCGAUACCGCCUGAUGUCGUGGGCGCUGUAUCUGAUCAUGGUGGCUCUGCCUGUCCUGGGAUCCAUCUGGUUCUGGGUCAAUCCCGGCCAGUGGCAGGGCCAGCCGACGUUCGGACACUGCUCUAUCAGCCUGGACAGCUACGGGCCCCUCUACGCCAUGCUCGUUCACGACACCAUCAUCCUCAUUUGUGGAUUCUUUGGAUUCCUGGCCGCAACCCUCACUCUCGUAAAGAUCAUCCAGAACCGCCAGGACCUCGCCAAGCUAUACCAACACGUCCCUCGAGCCCACAGCCAUCUCCUGAUCCGGCUGAUGAUAAUCAGCUUGACCAUGGGCUUCUUCGGCAUGCCCUACGCCGUUUACAAUAUCUACGAUACCCUCACCAGCCUCUCGGUGAUCGGCCAGCGUCCCAAGCCGCUCACCUACGAUAACUCCCUGUCGGCAUCCCUCACCCUCUACGUGAUCAUGGUCCUCGGCUAUCUGCUGCUUGUCGUCUUUGGCACAACAGAGCGACUUUGUGACCUCUACACACGCUGCUUUGCCAGGAUGACGGCGUGCAUGUUGCCCGAAAGGAAGAAGCGCCGAAACGACCACCUUCCGAGUCACCUUGAAUCUUGCGAAUCGACUGCAACUGACACGGGCCCCACCAUCACCACCUGGACCUCUGCCAGUGUGUCCAAGGACGCCAUCUGAACAGGAUAACGCCGACUUGCACGCUCUUGCCGCCCAGGAGCCUUGCUGGACACCACGUCAAAACACAUCCACGAAAACAAAAAGUAUCAACAAAAGGACAUUCAAAAGCCACGCCGACAUACCUGCAUUCUCUCGCUCUGCAUCCGCUGACUGCUCCCACCUCCGCACGCCUGCUUUAUCUAGCGAUUCCCUCAUUUGCCUCCCUUCACCGCACGUCACCUCCAUCAGCCAUACACUGGCCACACUGUUUUUCAUUGCAUUUGAAUCUUGAAACAGGAUACUGUCUUGUCUUGAUGUUUGAUGGACCCGUGUCAUGUCACUGGCGGCUGAUACCUUGAGCAACGCCAAGGGCAACUUGUAGGCUAUCGUAUCGAGGGAGUGGGAGGGGGACCCGCGACAGGGGGGGGGCAAGAGCAGCAGAG
Molecule: messenger RNA, 1871 nt
Organism: Polychytrium aggregatum
Lineage: Eukaryota; Fungi; Chytridiomycota; Chytridiomycetes; Polychytriales
Exons: 4
Coding region: 349-1449 (366 amino acids)
Source: RefSeq, a predicted model, not a curated record